CCCCCCCGAGCCCGGUGCCUGCUGGGAGAUGUAGUUCCCCUCUCCGUCCGCCGAGCAGGGCAAUCCGGCGGCGCGCACGGCCAGCAGGCGGAACCAGCCCGUUUUGCAAAAACCGUCUCUCUCCUCCUCCCAUUUUUUUUUUGGGGGGGGGUCUUUGCAAGCGGGAUCGCGGGGUGGGGGUGCGGUGCAAGCUUUCUCCCGAGGAGCCGGCCCCGAUCCUUCCGCGCGGCAACCCCCUUGGGGCGUAGGGCCCGGGUGCGCGCACCUUCCCUUUCUGCAGGGUCUUCCUUCCCACGCCCCGCGCACCCACAGUUUUUUGGAGGGGAGUGUGUGCUUGUGUGUGCGCGCGCUCGCGCCCUUCCCUCUCCUCGCGCAGCCCAGGAUCGGGCGCAGGAGGUGGGCGCGCUGCGGAGCCUGCCGCUCCCCCCAGGAUCCGGGCCCACGGAUGGCCGUCGGGGCUGCCGCGCAGGUGCCAGUGCGGUGUGAGGACGCGGCCCUGUAUCUUGCCCCUGAGCGCUGGAAGGAGUGGGCAACACAUGAAGACGCCAUGCGGGAGAAUUACGGCGCCACCAUCGCUUUGGGAUCGCCAGUCACCAAGCCCGAGAUGGUUGCCCAGAUUGAGGAAGGCGGCCCGCUGCUGCUUAAUGGUCAGGGGGAUGUCCAGCCCAGGGAGCGGUCGGAUGCUGCCGACACAGGUUAGAGAAGCCAACAAACCCUUAUUGGCAGAAGUGCGUUCCUGGGUCAAGCACCCUCUUAUAGUGUCCAGUGAGAUGUUGGCCAUCUAAGUUGGCGGCCCUCACUAUCUCCUGUGGCAGGAAGUUCCUCAGUCUAACCCAGGGGUAGGCAACCUAAGGCCAGGGGGCCGGAUCCGGCCCAAUCACCUUCUCAA
Molecule: messenger RNA, 889 nt
Organism: Podarcis muralis (Common wall lizard)
Lineage: Eukaryota; Metazoa; Chordata; Lepidosauria; Squamata; Lacertidae
Source: RefSeq, a predicted model, not a curated record